GCUUGCAGGAAUACACCAGGAGAGGGGGGGAGAAGAGGCGGGCCAGGAGGCCGGGCUGGCUUGCAGGAAUACACCAGCAAGGAGAGAGGGGGAGAAGAGGCGGGCCAGGAGGCUGGGCUGUCUUGCUGCGGCGGAGAUAGGGGGAAGAAGCGCGGCCUGGAGCGGGGGAAGGUGGAGUGCAAAUCAAACCUGUGGUUAGGCCUGGGGUGGGCUACAGUAGGAUCACGAUAGAUCAUGUGUUCACGUUGGUGAGGCCAGGGCCGCCCAGGUCGCGCGCACAAGAUUAACCUCUCCCUACGACAGAGGUCCGCUUUCGGGAGGAAGAAAGCAAAAAAGAAAAAGAGUCUGAAGAAAGCAAGAAAACCAGACCUCUGCUUCACGUGCCGCCGCCCACGGCAUUUCUGAUCACUGACGAAGGUGGUUGGCCAGCAACGUGCCUGCACACACACACACACACACAGAGAGAGAGAGAGAGAGAGAGAGAGAGAGAGAGAGAGAGAGAGAGAGAGAGAGAGAGAGAGAGAGAGAGAGAGAUGUCUGUUGUUCGCCUGCCUGCUCGGUGUUGUGCAUCAAUGUCGGCACUUUCCGUGAUUCCGGCGGAGAUAACGGGGCUUCGCUGCCGGCCGUUGAUCAAGUCGCUGCGAGGGCGGCGGCGAUACUUCCCUUGCGUCGGAGGGAUCUCCGCCGCAAGGGAGCCGCCGUUGUUGGCAUGGUCAUCGCGGAAGAGCUUCUUUGGGGGUUCGUCCUCCCGAGCAACGACGGGAAAAGUUUUGGCGGGAGAAUCUGUGGAGGUGGCGAUGCGAAGUUCAAACUCGGCGUUUCCCGCCCAAACUUCUUCUUCCCCAAUGCUCGUGCCGCUGACGUGUCGGUCUGGAACUGGUCUAUGUAAUAGCAUGACGGGGUACUGCGCGCGGGAAACGACGUGGCUACGCGGGACAGCCACCUGCGCCAUCCCCCCGCGCAAUGCUGGGAAGGUCGCAAUGGAGAUGAGCGGCGGCGGCGGCGGCGGCGGGUGCGAGACAGCGCAGGUGGCUGUCGAUGACGUGGCAAGCAAUCAGCAGUCGGAGAGGCGGCGAGCUAGCAGCAGACAGAGAGGCGCUGGCGGGGGGGAUGGCCGUGGAAGGGGAGGAGGAGGAGGAGGAGGAGGCGUACGGGGAGGGGGAGGGGCAAUCGGCGGGAGUGUUGACAGCACGUCAUCUCGGGAAGACGUGAGGGCAAUCAGGCUGAAGAAGGUGGAGGAGCUGCGCGCCGAGGGCGUUGAUCCGUUCGCCUACAACUUCGCUCGAACCCAUCUGGCGGCGGAGCUCCAGGACAAGUACCGGGAUCUGGACAACGCAGCUGAGGCGGCAGGGGAGACCGACCACGUGGCAGUCGCAGGGCGCAUUGUUGCUCGCCGUGUGUUUGGCAAGCUGGCCUUCUUGACAAUCAAGGAUGAUAGCGGUACAAUCCAGCUAUAUUGCGAGAAACAACGGCUGGAUGAUUCAGCAGCUGGUCCAGAUGCUUUCGCUCGAAUCAAGGGGGUCCUUGAUGUGGGGGACAUAAUUGGCGCGCAGGGCACCCUGAAAAGAACGGAGAAGGGGGAGCUCUCCGUCGUUAUCAAGCAGUACAAGCUGCUGACCAAGUCCCUUCUCCCUCUGCCUGACAAGUGGCACGGUCUCACCGAUGUCGAGAAACGCUAUCGCCAACGGUACGUCGAUUUGAUCGUGAAUCCUGGGGUGGCUGACGUGUUCAGGACGAGAGCAAAGAUCACUUCCGUUUUAAGAAAGUUUUUAGAAGAAAGAGGGUUUCUCGAAAUAGAAACUCCGGUUCUGCAGGGUUCUGCCGGCGGCGCCGACGCUCGUCCGUUCAUCACUCAUCAUAAUGCUUUGGGCCGCGACAUGUACUUGCGGAUUGCCACGGAGCUGCAUCUCAAGAGGAUGGUGGUAGGUGGUUUUGAGAGGGUGUUUGAAAUCGGGCGCAUCUUUCGAAACGAGGGCAUUUCCACGCGGCAUAACCCCGAGUUCACGUCGGUGGAAGUGUAUCAAGCCUACGCAGAUUACUUCGACAUGAUGGAUCUGACGGAGGAGGUGGUGAGAUCUUGUGCGUUGGCGGCUUGUGGAGGACUGGACAUCACUUACCAAGGCGUGCAGAUCGAUCUGUCGAUCCCGUGGCGGCGGGCGACGAUGCACGACCUCGUUCGAGAGGUGACAGGUGUCGAUUUCUCUGCGUUUGGCGAUGAUGACGUGGCAUUGGCGCGCUCUGCAGCGGCGCAGGCUCUUGGAAGGUCCACGUCCACGUCAGUCUCGGCUUUGUUCGCCGAUUGCCCCUCCGUUGGCCACGUGUUGAAUGAGCUGUUUGAGCAAGCGGUUGAGCAGACCCUAAUCCAACCGACCUUCGUCCUGGACCAUCCGAUCGAGAUCUCUCCGCUUGCUAAACCCCAUCGUAGCCGACGUGGCGUCGUCGAGCGAUUCGAGUUGUUCAUCUACGGUCGGGAAAUGGCCAACGCGUUCUCGGAAUUGACGGAUCCGAUCGAUCAGAGGAGGAGGCUAGAAAGGCAGGUGCUCGCGCACAAUCAGAAGGUGGUUGAGGCGGCGGAGAAAGCCAAGUCCAAGGCGGGGGAGAUGGGGGAGGAGGAGGAGAGAGGUAGUGAAGAUGGAAAAAAGAAGGAUGGUGGGAGAGAAGGAAUGCAGGAGGAGGAGAAGAAGGAGGAGGAGGAGGAAGAGGAUGCUUACGAGGUGAAGAUGGAUGACGAUUUCGUGACGGCUCUUGAGUAUGGCAUGCCCCCGACGGCGGGAAUGGGACUUGGGAUCGACAGAUUGGUUAUGUUGCUUACAGACAGUGCAAGCAUUCGUGAUGUCAUCGCGUUCCCAAUUUUGAAGGUCCCGUGACGUGACACGUGUCAUCAUCAUCUUCUGCUUCUAUCUAUCUAUCUAUUUUCUUCCAAUUGGUUAAUAAUCAUUGUUGUCGUCCAUCCUCAAAACGAUACGGUCAUCUCCAAGCAAGCAACCGAUUUCCACGUGGCACGUGGCCGGCGACGCCCCACACCCAUCUCUGCAGCGAGCGAGAUGAAGGCAGAGAUACCCAGAAGGAUGCAGAAGAAAGGUGGGUACUCCGAAGAGUCUCUGCAGCAUACAUUAUGAACGUCUGGGAUGGCAGCGGACAUCUGGGAGAGGGGAAACCCCACUACUAACCAGGUAUCCCUGGUUGGAGAUAUGUUCCUGGGUACGUGAUCUCUGGUUCAUGUACGUGGAUCUCCUCAGAGCUGGACGAUACAACAGCUGUGCCAACAGGUGUCGCAAUUGGUGUCCCGAUAGGUGUCCCAACUGGUGUCUCAACUGGUAUCCUACCAGGUUUCCCAACAGAUAUCUCAACAGGUGUCCCAACAGGUAUCUCAACAGGUGUCCCAGCAAGUGUCCCAACAAUGUGCAACUAUGUCCCGACAGGUGUCCCGACUGGUGUCCCAACUGGUGUCCCAGCUGGCAUUUUCCGAACAGGUGUCCCAACUAGAUGUCCUGUCCGGACAGGUGUCCCAACUGGUGUUCCAACUGGUGUCCCAGCUGGCAUUGUCCGAACAGGUGUCCCAACUGGUGUCCCAACUAGGUGUCCCAACUGGCAUUGUCUGAACAGGUGUCCCAACUGGUGUCCCAACUAGGUGUUCCAACUGGUGUCCCAACUAGGUGCUCCAACUGGUGUCCCAACUAGGUGCUCCAACUGGUGUCCCAACUAGACACACAAAGCGAAGGCAAGACGCAUGAGGCUGCUGGUAUUUCCGCAAAACAGGGACCUACACAGGGUUUGGAGGGAAGCUUUAGUCAGAUUGCACGCAAUAGGUGAGGCGAGCAGGUAUCUGCUAGAUGAAUGAACGGGUGUGGGGGGUGUGAGAUACGUAUUAGUCAGUCAAAAGGCCAUGGAGUAGAUGAUAUCCAAAAAUAGCCAUGGCCAAGAGAGAGAGUAGCCGUAGCAAAGAAUAGCGGCCAAGAGAAUACACAGCUUGGCGACUAUUCUCUUUUAUCCUUCGUCAGAUCUCUUGGUUGCUUUUUCUCCUCCUCUUUGCGUCAUUCAACUCGCCUCAGCGUCUCUCCCUCCUCGAAAGCCUACUUGUUGUGUUUGCACUCUGUUGGCUAGGAAUAAAAACAUAGAGAUGUA
Chara braunii is the source of this 4125-nucleotide messenger RNA. Lineage: Eukaryota; Viridiplantae; Streptophyta; Charophyceae; Charales; Characeae. The record is from the annotation of a GenBank genome assembly.